Messenger RNA from Phytomonas sp. Hart1, 3181 nucleotides. The record is from the annotation of a GenBank genome assembly. NCBI's taxonomy places the organism in Eukaryota, Euglenozoa, Kinetoplastea, Trypanosomatida, Trypanosomatidae.
CCUUUUCAAGUUUAAAGAUCCUUAAAAACAACAACAUAUACGUUUCUCAGUUUUUCAAUAUCUUUACAAUAUGGUUAAAUGUCCUUUUGUGCUCAGUCUUGAUGCCAAUAGGGUACCAAUAUUAUUUUUAUGGAUCUAAACGGAUGGAAAGUCCAUAUCAUUGGGUUUAGUCUGCGAAUAAGACUAGUGAGCGGAUUUCGUUCACACUUGACACUUAUAUAUUAUUCAUAUGCAAUCUUAUCACGACUUUAAAAUCGAAAAGUCUUGCCAUCAGGAUAAAAAAAAACUAAACCAAUUACCUUCUUUGUUUGGUUGUCUCCAAUUACACCAGAAUACAAUCCUAUUUUAUGGACUUUUUUCUACAGAAUCUGUGUUUUAAUGGUGGUUGAACAUGCGUGCUUUGAGAGUGUUUCACCAGAAAAUAACAUGAAAUUUUAAGAUUUUUCCCCUUCAGAUGCAGGUGUUCUAAGUACAUUAAAAAUGAAGGACUUGAUUUGGUAUAUUAAAAUGGAACUCAUUAUUGAAUACCGACAUUUUUUCUGAUUAAGAUGUCACCGAAAAACAUGAUAUCUACACAAAUGUUUCUAUACAUUUUUUUAUCCUUAGGUGCAUAUGUAGAUUUGUGCCACGGUUUAAGGAACUCUACCUUUUUCUAUCUAUUGAGAGUAGCCAAUAUUCACUAUCAUUUUUAUCGUAAUGGAUGUUAUUUUUAGUUUCAAAAGUUGAUUAGAUUUUUAAACUUCUGAUUUCUCUUCUUUUUAGGAUUGUGCGCAUGAAUAUUAGCAAUCCAAACUUAUUAAAUGGAUUUUUUGUAUCUUUUUUUAAAUCAUAUUUCUCUUCUGAAAAACACUAAUAUCCAACUCUCCGAGCUUUAUCAUGCUUUUAGGAUUUUUGCUAAAUAAUGAAUUAUGAAUCCUUUAUUUAAAUCAGAUUCUAUCUGGUCCUCUCUUUUUUAUAAAAAAAAUCCAUUUUCUGAAUGAAGAAUAUAUCCCCAAUGGUGUUUACUAAAUCAGAGGAAGUAUGUCCUCACUGUUGGGAUGAAUCAGCUUUGCGACUUCCCGCUUUAAGUGUGGUUAACAAAGAUGAAUGUGCCUAUUGUUGUCACACAUGCUCCAUGAAUGAAGGUAUAUACGUAUGCAUGAACUGCUUUACUGGUGUCUGUGCCGAUCACGUAUCUAAACAUAUGUCCUUGUUUCCAACGCAUACUAUGUUCACACUGGUCAACGAACUUCCAGAGGAAAAGCACAAUGAGGAGAUGAAGACCACAUCCCAAUUAGGUGUGGUGCGAGCAAAGGAGUACACAUACACGGUUAGCUGUGGCGCAUGCAGGUUCAACUUUAAUAGCGUCCCUGAGCUAGCUGUGGAAAGCUAUUAUGGUAUUGCACAGGCUUCUUUACCAGGUGCCCAGGAUGCCGUGAGCGAUGCCCAAAAUAUAGGGUUCGUGAAACCACAAUGCCCCCAUUUGGUGUGCCUAGAGCAAAUGGCAAGUCCGUACUCUGAGGGUGUUUUCCCCUCGUCCGAGAGCACCUGUUCCGUAGAGGGGUGUGGUUGCAGUCUCAACAACUGGAUGUGUAUGACAUGUGGGGCUGUCGGCUGCCCACGGCUGGAGUCGAAUGGAAAAGGGCAUGCCCUUCAGCAUCACAAGCUCACACAGCACCCUGCUGUUGUCAAACUUGGGACCAUCACUCCGAAUGGCGCUGACUUCUACUGCUACCUCUGCGAUGAUGAAGUUUCCGAUGUGCACUUCGUUACCCACAUGGCGCAUUUUAGUAUUGACGUAGCGACGUCGAAAAAGACGGCGAAGACUAUGGGAGAGAUGGAAUACGAUUAUUCUAUGCAGUGGAACUUUAAGCAAAUUAUGGAGGAUGGUGUGGAUUUGGUGCCUUUGUACGGUCCUGGGCGCACUGGUAUAUAUAACAACGGCAACACGUGUUACAUUGCAUCCGUGCUGCAGAGUCUCAUGAGCCUAGACGCAUUUCGUGAAGCGUUUUUUCCAAGCUGUUCAUGCCCCCAUCAAGACCACUGCAAAGCCGUUCCUUACUCCUGUAGAACUUGUCAGACUGAGCGGAUAGCUGCUGGCUUGCUCUCCGGAGAAUUCAGUAAGGCUGAUGAAGAGAGUAAGGGGAUUAGCCCGCGUUUAUUCAAGAAAGCGUAUGCCGGAAAUCAUCCAGACUUUUCAACACAUCUGCAGCAGGAUGCACACGAGUACUGUUUGUAUUUACUAGAGGAAAUUAAACGCCAUACAAAACCAGUCAAUCAGCAUUCUACUUCAUUAAACCCAUCUGAAGCAUUUGAAAUGUUGAUGGAACAGCGCCUAGAAUGCACCCAAUGCCAUUCGGUACGGUAUACCCUAAACAAAGAAAAGUGUCUUUCACUGUCUAUUCCUAUUAUGAAUAAUGCACCCAUGGCCAACUUAACGACAGAGGAAAAAGAAGCCCAGAUACCGCGCUGUUCACUGGAGGAUUGCCUCCAAGGGAUGAUAAGCCCAAGCAUGGUCGAAUGCAAGUGUGAAGCUUGUGGAGAAGAUGUUGUUUGCAAGAUUACUACGAGAAUACAUAGCUUUCCUGAUUUUUUGCUUGUGCACCUGCGUCGUGUUAACUUUGACAUGAAAACCUUCACUGCGAAUAAGAUGGAUGUUUACGUUGAUGUUCAAGAGGAAAUUAACUUGGAGGCUUACCGUGGGCAUGGGCUGCAAAAUAGUGAGGUUGAGAUACCUAAGGCCUCAGACAAUAUCCAACAUAAGCCGUCCAAGGUGCUUGAUGUCGUCGAUGUAGACGAGGUGGCGCUCGCGACCAUUAUGAGCAUGGACAUUGAGCCUGAUAUUGCAGUGUACGCACUUCAUCAAACCAAUAUGAAUGUGGAACGUGCACUGGACUACAUCUUUAGUCAUCCAGAUAUCAAACGUGAGAUAUCCAUCAAUAAUGUUCAACACAACAAUCUCGCUAACUCUUCUUCGAAGUUUACAGAGUUAUCUUUGUUUUCCCCAACGGAUGGUGCGCCAUCCUACAGGCUAAAGGCUAUGAUUAGUCAUAUGGGGUCAAAUUCAAAAUCAGGACAUUACGUUUGUCACGUUCAAGACUCGGAUACUCGUCAGUGGAUGCUGUUUAAUGAUGAAAAGGUAGGCAUUUCUAAAAAUCCUCCAUUUUCCCUGGGAAUGAUGUAUUUUUAUGUUCGACAAUAA